Messenger RNA from Cyprinus carpio (common carp), 879 nucleotides. RefSeq names its product BLOC-1-related complex subunit 7-like. Gene Ontology annotation, cellular component: BORC complex. The record is from RefSeq and is a predicted model, not a curated record. Lineage: Eukaryota; Metazoa; Chordata; Actinopteri; Cypriniformes; Cyprinidae.
UCCCUCGCCUGGUGCCGUAGUAAACAGUGAUGGCUUCCUCCGAGACGCAGCCUCGCUUCGGUCAAUCUGUUAAAAGUUUAUUGUCUGAUAAAGUAACUUCUUGCAGUGGAGAUGUGAUCGCUCUUACCCGUCAAGUGUUGAAAGGAUCCAGGAGUCAAGAACUUCUCAGUCAGGCAGCGAGAAAUAUGGUAAUUCAAGAAGAUGCAAUUCUGCAUUCUGAAGAUAGUCUACGGAAGAUGUCUAUUAUAACAACCCACUUGCAAUAUCAGCAAGAGGCCAUUCAAAAGAAUGUAGAACACUCCAAAAACCUGCAGGACCAGCUCAAACACUUGAUGAAAUAAUGGAGCCCUUCUAAUAACAUGCUGUGGAUAUCGCAUGCUCUAGUUUUUCAUUGAUUUUUAACAGUAGAUCACAUCACUUGUUGUGAUGGUUUAUUGCAUAGCAGAUUGCUAGUUAAAAAAAAAGGCACAGACCAACAUCCUCCUAUUCUCUAACUCUUGAUUUUGGAUGGUCAUGAAAAACAUCCAUAAGACCUUCAAGUGAAGGCUUUUCUGUGGGAGAUUGUUUCCAGUAUUCAUAUUUGUCUAUUUGAAAUGAUAGUGCAAUGUCAAAACAGUAUACUGUUUUUGUCUCAUCUUUUAAGCCUAAGUUUGUGUAAGAACAUUUGCUUUUAGACUUUUAGAUCUUGCAUAGUCAAAAUGUCCCAAAUCACUGUACACCAAACAUACAAAUUGUAUUUUCUUGUUAAUUUAUUUGUCUUUUUUAUAGGGGGCUGUGCCACAUUUACUUGAAUGUAUUUGUAUAAAAUGUCACAAAGCUAGUUAAUUUUUUUAUGUUUAAGCUUGGAGCAACUUUAUUAAAUGUAUGUGGAAAAGCAAA